Messenger RNA from Paramuricea clavata, 387 nucleotides. NCBI's taxonomy places the organism in Eukaryota, Metazoa, Cnidaria, Anthozoa, Malacalcyonacea, Plexauridae. The record is from the annotation of a GenBank genome assembly.
AUGGAAGCAUUUUUCAGUCACGACCUAGGUGAACCAUUGGAACCAAAGUUUACUGUUGGAGAAAGCGUUAGGAUCUCAAAGUACAAAUCAGUUUUUGCGAAGGGGUACGAAGCAAACUUUACAGAGGAGUUAUUCACUGUGACGGAAGUGUACCACGGGCACCCAAACACAUACACAAUCAAAGACAGUGCCGGUGAACCAAUAAUUGGUAGGUUCUAUAAACAAGAGCUUUCAAGUGCUGAAGGAAGACAACCUGAUUUCAAGAUAGAGAAAGUCCUAAGAAGAAGGACAGUGAAAGGUAAGAGAAUGGCUUUUGUGAAGUGGUUAGGUUACGGCGACAAGUUUAACAGUUGGAUACCAGCCGGGGACAUUAAGUCCCUAACAUAG